AUGGAUUCGUUAAAAUCCCCCAACGCUCGAGUCCAGAGCACAACCCACGAGGCGGCGAGCAGCAAACUUUCUGCCGUUAAUCUAGGAUACUACUCGGACCCGUUCUUAAAAUAUUUUGUCAAAAGGAUUGAGAAAAGAAGUCCACUCAUAAAUAGGGGCUAUUACGCCCGUGUUGCUGCAAUGAGACAGUACAUUGAGCUCUUUUUCAAGUCCCUAAAGGAAGAGGAACCCGUUCAGAUAGUUAAUAUCGGAGCCGGUUUGGACACGACCUUCUUUUGGAUAAGCGAACAGAGGAAUAAUGCGACCUAUUACGAAAUGGAUUUCCAUGAACUACUGCAGGAAAAGGCGAACAUAAUAAACCGAGUGGAUGAGUUGAGGUCCUUUCUAAAGGGAGUUGAUCAUCAGGGGGAUGUGGAGAUGAAACCUGACGUGGAUGCAAAUCUCAUCAACUGCGGAAACUACAAAAUGCUCUCGCUGGACCUGAACAACUCAAAUCUCCUGGAAAAGCACUUAACAAGUUGCGGGUUCGACUUUUCCAUCCCCACUCUGUUCAUUUGCGAGUGCGUUUUAAUUUAUUUGGAAAUAACUAGCAGCGACAACUUAAUAAAAACUUUGGCCGGUCUUAUGAGAAACACCUCGUGCAUUUUGGUGUAUGAACAGGUUAACCCAAACACCGCCUUCGGAAAAGUGAUGAUAAGCAAUUUUAGCCAAAGAGGUAUAGAACUGAAGAGCAUCUUCAAGUACGACAAUUUGGAAAAACAAUUUUGCAGAUUUAAGAACCUGGGAUGGAGUCACGUCUACAUAAGUGACAUGAACGAGAUUUACGAUUAUCACUUAAAUACGGAGGAAAAAAAAAAAAUUGAAAAAAUUGAAAUGUUUGAUGAGUUUGAAGAAUGGAGAUUGUUACAGAACCAUUACUUCAUACUCGUUGCGUUUAGUCCUUCCCAAAAUUUGAACACGAAUGAUCUAUAUGUUUUUUUAAAGAACAAAAAGUAUGGUUCGGGAGAAUCUUCUCCAAAUGUGUGA
Messenger RNA from Plasmodium knowlesi strain H, 1026 nucleotides. Its product is annotated as leucine carboxyl methyltransferase, putative. The record is from RefSeq and is a predicted model, not a curated record. NCBI's taxonomy places the organism in Eukaryota, Apicomplexa, Aconoidasida, Haemosporida, Plasmodiidae. Gene Ontology annotation, molecular function: methyltransferase activity. The transcript has 6 exons. Gene Ontology annotation, biological process: methylation. Bases 1 to 1026 code for a protein of 341 amino acids.